ACAGUGAAGACUGGACUCCAUGACCAAAGCUUGUCGCGAGGCCGAACGGAGGGUUCUCCGUCUCCUCCACGGCCACGAAACUCGCAAAAACCUCCCUCAAAUCCAUGCCCACUUCCUCCGCCACGGUCUCCAAAAAUCCAACCAAGUCCUCGCUCACUUCGUCUCCGUUUGCGGUUCUCUCAACAAAAUGAGUUACGCCACUCGCCUCUUCCAACAGACUCCGAACCCCAACAAGAACCUCUUCAAUUCCAUGAUCAAGGGUUACUCUUUACGCGGACCCUUUGGAAAUGCCCUGCUUUCGUUCAAUCUUAUGAAGAGUCAAGCCAUUUUUCCAGACGAGUACACUUUCGCGCCGUUGCUCAAGGCAAGCUCGAGUCUUUGUGAGUUUAGAAUCGGUCAGUGUGUUCAUUCCCAAGUUCUGAGAUCUGGGUUUGAGUCAUUUAGUUCCAUACAGAUUGGGAUUGUUGAGCUUUGUUCAACUUGUUUGAGGAUGGACGAUGCCAAGAAGGUGUUCGACGAAAUGCCUCACAGAGAUGUAAUUGUUUGGAAUUUACUUAUCCGUGGCUUUUGCAAAGGUGGUAAUGUUGAUAUGGGUUUAUCCCUUUUUCGAAAAAUGAGUGAGAGGAGCAUUGUUUCUUGGAAUUCAAUGAUUUCCUGCCUAGCUCAAAGUGGGAGAGAUAGUGAAGCUUUGAGAAUCUUUGUUGAAAUGCUAGAACAAGGUUUUGAGCCUGAUGAUGCUACUGUGGUGAGUGUGUUGCCUGUUUGUGCUCGUUUGGGGGCUGUUGAUGUUGGGCAAUGGAUACAUUCUUAUAUAGAUUCUAAAGGACUGUUACAAGAAGUUGUUUCUGUUGGGAAUGCACUCAUCGAUUUCUACUGUAAAUGUGGAAGUUUGGAAUUAGCCUCAGCUAUUUUCAGGCGAAUGCAUCACCGAGAUGUUAUUACAUGGAAUGUAAUGGUUUUAGGCCUGGCUUUUAAUGGGAAAGGACAACAUGGUGUUGAGUUGUUUGAGGAAAUGUUGAACAAAGGGGUAAAGCCUAAUCAUGCCAGUUUUGUAUCGGUUUUGGCAUGUUGUGCUCAUGCUGGUUUGGUGGAAAAAGGAAGAGAUUUGUUUGCUUCAAUGUCGUUGUCUCAUAAUGUUAAACCGAAACUUGAACAUUAUGGAUGUAUGGUUGAUAUUCUUUGUAGAAAUGGAGGUAUUAAAGAGGCUCAUGACAUGAUCAAAAGCAUGCCAAUGAAACCAAAUGCUGCUUUAUGGGGCUCAUUGCUUAGUUCUUGUCGUACUUAUGGUGAUUUGGAACUUGCGGAAACAGCGCUUUGUGAGCUUAUCAAUCUUGAACCAUGGAAUUCUGGUAAUUAUGUGUUGUUGUCAAACAUUUAUGCAGAAGAAGGUAGGUGGGAAAAGGUGGAGCAGGUCAGAGUGUUGAUGAGAGAAAAUUGUGUUAAAAAAGAGCCAGGACACAGUGCAGUUGGAUUCAGCUGAUAAAAUAUGUUUGUUGAAGCCUAGAAUUGUUUUAUUUGUGGCUGAUCUCAAAUAUUUGGUCCCCUUCUUGAUGACCAAUGGUGUAAUGCUCAAGACAAGAAUGAUGUCUCUUUGGACUCUUUUGUCCCGGGAGAUGGUAUCGAAAAGUGGACUAAACCAGCUGAAAAUACAAUUAAGAUCAACACUGAUGCUGCAUUAUCUUGGGAAUUUGGUGGAGGCUCGUGUGGCUUGCAGGGACGGGUUGAUUCAGCCGAAUAUGGCCGAGGCAAUUGAACUGAAAGAGGUGCUAAGCUACAGCCAAGUUGGAAGGUGGUCGUUGAAAUGAAUUUGCUAUUGCUGGUUCAGUUCAGGCUAUUCAACACUGGAGGUCUGUUGCUCAUGGUGGUCCGAUGGUGUCAUACUUAGGGGUGGUGGUAGAGGAUUGCAAGCGCCUAAUUAGAAACAUGACCAAAUGUUUCUUAGUAUUUUAUCAAAUUGUUUACUAAUGGGGUUGCUCAGUCUAGCACGAACAUCCUGUUUUACUUCUGAUGUUCCCUUUGUAGUUCAAGAUGCUAUGUUAUUUGAUUUGAAUUAAUGAAUAAAAGCAGUAAGAAUAUAUGAGUGAGAUUGCUCUAGACCUUGUUUGUAAAGUGAAAAGCAGUAGUAUACAAAUGUCAUACAUUAAUCUAAAUUACAAAAUGAAGAAUACAGAUUUUUAAGUAG
Cannabis sativa is the source of this 2182-nucleotide messenger RNA. RefSeq names its product pentatricopeptide repeat-containing protein At1g09190. Gene Ontology annotation, molecular function: protein binding; RNA binding. The record is from RefSeq and is a predicted model, not a curated record. NCBI's taxonomy places the organism in Eukaryota, Viridiplantae, Streptophyta, Magnoliopsida, Rosales, Cannabaceae. The transcript has a single exon. Gene Ontology annotation, biological process: RNA modification. Bases 20 to 1480 code for a protein of 486 amino acids.